GGGCUAUGCAUAGCAAUGACCUUGGGACUCCCAACUUUUCCAAAGCUUAAUGCCCAUCCCCAUCCCUCCUUUUCACUGGGACCCUUCCUCUGUCCACCUCAGGCUCCAUGCCUUUCGAAAUGCCUUUCUCACAGUAGCUGAGGCUCUUGGGGGAAAGCUGGAUGUUGGGAGCGUUUUCCUCCGAUGCCCACGGCUCUGGAAAGAAGCGGCUGUGUCAAUGCAGAAGAUAAAUGAAUAGAAUCAAGUCCACUGCUAGGCUUUCUGUUGGAGAAUUCCUCCAGCAGCCGCCAACCGAGUUGCCUUUCCAGGCAGCUGAGUCACAAACAAGAUUUGCCGGAGGUGAGUUCCUCAUAUCCUUGUUAAGGCUCGGGAGGCACGCCUUCUUUUCAUACAAACCUUUCAGAUAGAAGCAGCUUGAGUCCGACUUCAAGAGGGUGGGUGGUGCCACAGUCGAACUGCAACUCCCUUUCUUGCCGGACAGGGUCUGGGAGAGAAAGCCAGACGGCAUCUCAGGAUUCAAAAAGCGGGUAACCAUUUCCCCCCAGUCCCCAUGACUGUCGCCUGCUAAACACCCAAUUCUGCUUUUACUGCUGUGGUCGAACCCCGGGAAGCUGCCCAGCUGUGAAACGAAGGGAGCCGGCGGUGAAACCCGACACCCAGCCCUCUGCAAGCAAAGGAAACUUCGCACGCUGGUCCACCAAGAUCAGCAUUAUGACUGAUGGUGACUAUGAUUAUCUAAUCAAACUCCUGGCCCUUGGAGAUUCAGGGGUGGGAAAGACUACAUUCCUUUAUAGAUAUACCGACAAUAAAUUCAAUCCCAAAUUCAUCACUACCGUAGGAAUAGACUUUCGGGAAAAACGUGUGGUAUAUAAUGGUCGAGGACCAAAUGGAUCUCCAGGAAAAGCUUUUAAGGUACAUCUUCAGCUUUGGGAUACAGCUGGACAGGAAAGAUUUCGAAGUCUCACCACAGCAUUUUUCAGAGAUGCCAUGGGCUUCUUACUAAUGUUUGACCUCACCAGUCAACAGAGCUUCUUAAAUGUCAGAAAUUGGAUGAGCCAACUGCAAGCUAAUGCAUAUUGUGAAAAUCCAGAUAUAGUAUUAAUUGGCAACAAAGCAGAUCUAUCAGACCAGAGGGAGGUCAAUGAACGGCAAGCCCGGGAUCUUGCAGACAAGUAUGGCAUACCCUAUUUUGAAACAAGUGCAGCAACAGGGCAGAAUGUGGAGAAACCUGUGGACACACUCCUGGACUUAAUAAUGAAGCGCAUGGAGCAGUGCGUGGAGAAGUCACAAGUCCCUGAUGCAGCCAAUGGAGGAAAUUCGGGGAAGCUUGAUGGGGAGAAACCAGCUGAAAAAAAAUGUGCUUGCUAGACUUCACCUUUUUAAACUGAGAAUCAAGAACCUCACCCAAAUAGUUGAUCAGAAAAUGGUUGACAAGCCACAUAAUUGAUGCGUGAGCCUUGCACAGAUACAUUUUCUUUUCUUUUCUUCCAGAGAAUGAGUUUUAAACACCACCAUGAUCAAAAGUGUUCAGUGGGCCUGGACUAUGGAUGAGCUAUAAGGCCUGACAGUUCUAAGUCUGAGUUUUCCCAACACAAUCUCUCCAUCAGGGACAUUCAAUCAAUUUUUUGAUGGUUGUUUUGUUGUGUGUGUGUUUUUUAAUUUUACAGAAGUAAUGAAAUCCUCCACUAAGUAAAUGAAAAGUGUUAAGGAGCCUAAAAUCAGAAAGAAAAGCGGUCACUUGUCAUAUAUGGGCUGGGGGAGAGGGGAAUAAUAAAUUGAUUACUGAGGAAGAACAUUACAAAAGGACAUUUCUUGGGUUGUUUUUCACUUAUAUGGAGACUAGUGAUUCAUACUUUUUGUGUUUGCAUUGGUAAUGUAUUAGCUGAAGAAAAUCUGCAAGUGAAGAAUUCUCUGGGGUUCAUUUAAAAUGACCUUAUUAUGGGCACACAGUAUGUAGCUUGCCCUACUAAAUUACUGAUAAGGUGAUUGGGACAAUGAAUAUCUAACUUUUGAUUCAGGGGAUUGUGUGAUAAUGUCAUUUCUGCAUUCCUAGUAAAUGGUAGGUUGAAGAUAACCAGACUAGAUAGGAUAACAUAUAGGCAUAAUAAGCAACCCAAAAAAGGGCAUGGAAGGUUGACAUUAGCAAGUGCUGAAAGGAGAUGUAUAUGUUGCUGCUUUCUGAGACAGCAAUUUAGUCAGACUUCAUGAAUGUCCGAUUUCAAGUUGAUGUGACCAUUAAGGGUGACAGUGAGAAUUCCAGGGGCUUCCAUUUCCAGUGAAAGAUCAUGAGGCAGCACAGUGUUCACUCAGCAACACAUUUUACUUUUUCCACUAAAUGUCACCUGGAUACAUGGAAUUUCUCCUUCUUGGAAUAUUAUAAUUAAAUCUCAUUCUCAAGGAAAACAUCCACAAAACUAUUGGGCUUUUCAUCUCUUCUUUGUAGAAUGAACCUCAGUGAAAUGUUUUGUUUUGUUUUCUUCAGAAGUAAAAAGUGAUCAUUAAUUGGAGAUAAUUACGAAAGUCACCGACAUCCUUAACCACAUUUUUCUCCCACUUGGUUCUUUUUGUCAAAAAUGCCAUUCCAACUCGAUUGAUCCCAAACUACUGUAAAGCAAAGGGUCUUUGCUUCGUUCCCUCUGAAUUUGAAGAUCUUCAGUAAGACCACAAUGAAGAUCAUCUGAUAUGGUUCAAUAUGUAUUUUUAACCCGUGCUUUUCUUUUUACCCAUUUCAAGAAAAAUGUAAAUUAUGGAGACACAUCUGGGGAGAGGAGAAUGAAACUUACUAAAGUAAGUUCAUCUCAACUCUGUUUCACAGGACCUGCUUUAUCCUUAUGUCUAAAGCUAUUAUCAGAUUUAAUCCACAGUAAUGAUAUCAUAAGGUCUUGAUAAAUAAACAUAUAAAAACUUUCCCAUGGAACCUCAUUCUUUACACAAUAAUCUAGUCACUCCUAACUAUGAAUUAGGUGCCUGAUGGAUAUAUUCCUUUAUUUAAUAGAGAUAAAGAUCCUUAAUUUUUUUUUUGUUUCCUUCAGAGUAGAUAUUUUUUCAGGAUUUUUCAUUCCUGCUGCUCAUAUGACACAUAAGCAAAAGAAGACUCCUCAAGAGUUAUGUAAUCCCACCAUCCUUCCCAAUACCUCCACUCAUUUCCUCCAGGAUUUCACUCCAGCCCACCCUUAUCCUAUCACCACCACUACCACCACUAUUGCUGACUUCCAAGAGAGCAUUUGUCUUCCUGUCCCUAGGAUGGAACGAGAUCAGGAGGAAGUCAAUUGUAUCUGCUGGGCUACCUUUAAGGAUUGAUUUACUGGUGAAAUUCUACUUUCCAUUACUACCUUCUACCAGUUUCUCUCACUCUUUGCCAAUCUCCCACAGAAUCAUCUAGCUUUUCAAAGUCAUUGUCAUGUUCCUUCUUUGGGUGAGCCUUCCCCAUGACAUUUUGUAUUCUUUUGGAGACAAUGCCAAGAUGGAAGAAAACCAUUAGCUGAUAUCUAAGAUCACAGAGGUGGGAGAAGAGUUAUUGAUUAUUCUCUUCAUUUGCUCAGAUAAAAACAUAGUCUUCCUCAUCUUACUGAUAGUGUCUUUGUCCAUUCUCAUUUCCUUUCAUAUUUUAUGCCUGAAAUCUCCGCUUUUUACACUUUUUGUCCCUACAUUCCUCUGAUAGGGAAUUGUCAACUUUUAUAAGGUCCAAAAAGGCUAUGCAUGUAAUUAGACUUGAUUUUAUAUCUAUUUUUAUUCAUAGUCCCCAUAUGGCCACUUAAGUUUUGGGGUAUUUGUGCCAAAGAACUAUUCUCUGAUAACUGGGGAAUGAAGUAGAGGAUCAACAUGCCAACAGAGCUACUGGAUGCAACUUAAGGUGGGAGGCAGGGGGACAGAGGAAGGGACAUGGACAGAUGACUGUGGUGUAGGCAGUCUUUGGAAAGUGCCAAAAUAUGAUGAAUAACUUAAAGCUAUAGUCUCACAUUCUGUUUGUAACAUCCUCUUUCACUCACACACACACACAUACACACACACACACACACACACACACACACACACACACACUUGCUGGGUGCUCUUCUGAUUGCCAAUUCUUUCUAAGAUAAAGUUCAGAGUUCCUUUUUAUUUUGGCACCAGUUGAUAGAUGAUAAGAUUUUUUUCUAGAAAGACACUAUUUUGAAGAAUUUAAAUGGUUCUACUUUAAGGAAACAUAAACCCUAUGUUUGGGAAAAAUAAACCAAUAUGGAACUCCAUCCCCUUUAAAAUCCUUAGCUAGCCAGUGUUUCUCGGUCACCAAGGCAAUGGUUUGUUUUUAGUUUUUGCUUAUUUGGUUUUUUCCCUCAAUGCCUCUGGUUAGAUUAUAAUGUGUUGUUGGAAUUGUCCAAAAUGCAGUAUGUGAAGGUCUUUUUCCAGUGUAGAAAUCAUCUCUCUGGGGAAUCUGCACUGGUUUGAUGUUUACAUUGCUCUUACCUGGUGCCUCAGAUAUCUCUGUGACCAAAAUUGGCUUUAGCCACAUGCUAUAUUUCUGGUAAUACUGUAUUACUGGGCAGCCUCUCUUGGAGUUUCUUAUAGGGCUACAGAACUCUUGACAACAACUCCAACCAAAGCCCACCUGUCAUAAACCCAGCUUGCUGAAAUUGCUGAUCUUUAUUUCUUUGCUAAUGGAGUUCCGAUCAGUCAAAUGUGCUUAUCAUAAUUAAAGUUCAGGAUUACCCCUUUUGUGAAAAUGGAUUGAGUAGAGUUGGAAUACAGAUUGUCUGUUUUCCAGUUUGGGGAUGGGAAACUGUUGUGGAUUACCAGUCAGAACUCCAGAAAGCCUUCCUUACCAUGCAGGGCUUGGCACAGUCAGUCUCAGUCUCCAAAAAAGCUAUUCAGAGCACUUUGCAGGUAGUCACCAACCUAAAUUAGCCUGCUUUCAUGCCAUGCUUGGGUGUUGGCUAUUUCCUACUGCCGAAAUAAAUAAAAAACAAAUAAAUAAAAAUAAAGAUCAGUGUUUUCAAAAAUGUUUAAGCAAGGAUAUUGACUGAAUCAAUUCAUCACAACCUGACCAGAAGGACUGUGUCAGUUGAAUUUCUGUGUUUCCAUGGCUGUGCUUUUGUCAUCCAACUAAGUACAUUGUCUUGUAUUGCCAGAGUAUCCAUCUGGAAUGCUUUGUGCAUUUGGGAUAGCCACUCCACAGGGAGAAUUCUUAUUUUUGAUCUCUGCAAGGGGGAAGAAAAGCCAGCUACGGAGAGGACUUGAUAUUUUUCUGUGAAUCAAACAGUAUUUUAAAAUUCUGAAUAAAGUUGAUUUAAAAACAGCCCAAAGUCUCUCUGCACUUGAAAUUCCCUUUAAUUUGAAAGGACCCAGUUUUCCUAAUCAGGCCUUGAAAUAUGUUGUCAUUAAAAAAAAAAAAAGAUUAAGUUCUACAAAGAAGCCCCAGGAAAUUCAUGGGGCUAAAUUAUCUAGUGAGUGCUUCAUUUAACCAAUGAUCAAGAGGUAUGAUUUCUGGGGGCGGCUAUGUGGUGCAGUGGAUAAAGCACUGGCCCUGGAUUCAGGAGGACCUGAGUUCAAAUCCAGCUUCAGACACUUGACACUUACUAGCUGUGUGACCCUGGACAAGUCACUUAACCCUCAUUGCCCAAAAGGAAAAAAAAGAGAGAGAGAGGUAUGGUUUCUGCUCUCUAGUCUCUGAUGACUUAAGCAGGCAUGGCUCCCUCUUGUUCCUUAUGUAUCUCACAUAGAAGGUAUGAGAUCUAAGACAUAUCAUCUAAAAAGCAUUUUGGAGAGAGAGAUGAUAUAAAACACAAGAUACAAAUGCAGUAAGCAUUUCAGAUUUCUGUUCUAAGGAGAAACUUUGUUCCCUUGACCCGGGAAGAUCUGAGUGUUAAAUUUAUCUAUCAAGAAAAUAAUCUUUUACUUCUACCAGUGCCCUUUGGACUAUUAAUAGAAUCAAAUAUUUUUAAAAUUCUAGAUUGCUUGCCUUUUAGUAAAGCUUUUCCACUUCCAAGGCUAAAGAGAUCAUUUAGUAAUACAUCAAGGAUUUUACUUCUUGGAUUUUGUAAAAGAUGAUUUGAGGACAUUUGAGGCAAGGAGAAGGGGAGAAUGCUGAGGUGUGGCCUGAACAGUCAACACUGGGUGGAGGGCAUUGUUUGCUGAGCUGAAGGGUGCCCACGUUUGAUGAAGCCAUGAAAACAAUGAUCUAAGAGGACAGUCUGAAGAAAGAUGUUAGUUGUGAAGCCUUUUAUUAAUCAUAAUGCCUUAGGAUUCUUCUUAGAUAUCAAAAGACAACAAAAUUUGGGAUUGUAUUUCUGUGGUCAGAGAUGAAUAAACAUUUUGUAGAAGCACUUGUUUUGAGGUAAAAAGAGCUAUAUAUAAAGGAUUGAUUCCAUGUAGAAUUAAAAAAACCUAUUUUAUAACAUAUUUAUGGAAAAUACUUAUCAGUCACUUUUCUCCCUCAGAUAAUUAUUUAAUGGGGGGAGGUGGGGUUGGAUGUACAAACAAAAGAGGUAUUUCACUACCAGAUUUUAAUUUGCUGUAUUUGAGAAUCUUCCUUUUGUUGUAUGAGAAUGAUGUUUUUCUUUUUGUUCUUGGGAGACUUGAGGAAUAGCAUCCCAAAGAUAUUUUUCAGUGAAGUUCAUGUUCAAAGCUAGGGGUAUUUUUCCACCUUCGCAUUUGAAGAAAGGGUCAUAAAACUCAAUUUUGUAGUGGUGAAACUGAAUAAAAGAAUAAAUUUAACAAUGACAUUUUCAGAAGAGAUAUCCACAGAGGUCACAUUUUGGUAGAAUCCUUUAAAUUUUGCUUCUCAGGCAGAGUAGUUCAGUAGAGAGGGGAUUGGACAAGUUAAAGACCUUCCUUGCCACUAACUUGCUGGUCAUUUGGCAAGUCACAUCUCUGUAGGCUGUUUCCUUAAUUGUAAAAUGACUAGAUGACCUCCAAGGGGUAAUCUGGUUCCAGUCGUCUCUGCUUUCCUUGACUCAGCUGAAGGAUGUUAGCAAUGACCCACAAUCCCCAUGUAUUCUAAUGUCCCAGGAAUAGAUUGAACAUGAGCUGAGGUUUCUGUUCUUGAUGAUUGCUUUAUUUUAUUUUGCAGAGUGGCUGUUGUCCUUAUUAAUUGCUGUUAGCUAAAUCAAAAAGCUGUUUAUCCUGGUGACAAAACAAUGUUUUUAAGCUUCCUCUUCAGUUACACUGGCUAUUUUUUAAAGGCUCUUUUGAAUGCUAAGGACAAUCCAGGCCACCUCUGCUAUGAUGUACACAUACAUGUGACUUCACUCAGGGUGGAAAUUCUCUCCACCAAUGCAGAUCAUCUGUUGUUUUGCAAUUUAGAGUUGCCUAGGGCACUCCAACUUUAAAAUACCCAGUGUUAACUGGGUCACACAACCAGUAUGUGUUCAGAAGUGGGAUUUGAACCCAUCUUCCGGACUCUGAGGUGGUGAGGGACAAUAGCCAUGAGUUCAACCAUUAAUGUGUGAGAAGUGGCUGGAUAAGGAAAAUAAAAUCAUUUGAAUGGAAACCUUAGUACUUGUAGAGAGGCUACCAACCUUGGGCCUCCUUCGAUCUGUGUAUACUUCUUUUCAAAUACAGCAAAAUAAGAGAUGGGACUCUCUUCCAUCUUUUAUUUCUUUAUGUACUUCCUUUGAGGCUGCCAAGUAUAUUACCUUAAAAAUGUAUGCCAAUGUGGUGAAACCCCUCAUUGUAUAAUAGGGCUUUAUUGUGAACAUAUCCAUGUAGGAAAUGCUGGCUGUAUCUGAAAUAAUUUAUGAGAACUAAUUUGUCCUACUCUACUUAUGUUUUAAAGAUAACCAUUGUUUUGACUGUAAUAGUCAAGUGUUUUGCUGUUUCCCAAAUUUUCCCUUAGAAAAUGUUUUCCCUAAUGUUGAGUUUUUGUUUUAUGUCAGUCUUCACAGGUCUAUAGAUGUUUUGUAUUAGUACUAUGAAUGUAAUUUAAACCCUUUUACAUGGUAUUUUCUCUCUAUAUGCCCCUCAGUAGACUGUGGUGCCUGACACUGUUAUGUUAUAUUUUGUUGUACCAAAGUUCCUGUGGCUUAAAAAAUUGUCCAAUGAUCACUGGUGUCUGGGUUUGAAUAAUAUGGUCAAGGAAUGUAUCCUGUGAUUGUUUAUGCACUUUUCAAAUAAAAAAAGCAUUUUUA
Molecule: messenger RNA, 8105 nt
Organism: Dromiciops gliroides (monito del monte)
Lineage: Eukaryota; Metazoa; Chordata; Mammalia; Microbiotheria; Microbiotheriidae
Gene: RAB27B
Product: RAB27B, member RAS oncogene family
Exons: 6
Coding region: 712-1368 (218 amino acids)
Biological process (GO): melanosome transport; positive regulation of exocytosis
Cellular component (GO): secretory granule; melanosome
Molecular function (GO): GTP binding; GTPase activity
Source: RefSeq, a predicted model, not a curated record